Messenger RNA from Lodderomyces oxycetoniae, 7755 nucleotides. RefSeq lists its product as uncharacterized. The transcript has a single exon. NCBI's taxonomy places the organism in Eukaryota, Fungi, Ascomycota, Pichiomycetes, Serinales, Debaryomycetaceae. The coding region runs from base 1 to 7755 and encodes 2584 amino acids. The record is from RefSeq and is a predicted model, not a curated record.
AUGAGGGUUCAUAGUUUAUUAUUCAUUGUCGCUGCUGCUAAAGCGUUGGCGGUGACCUCGAGACAAGAUGUUGAACUUGUUAAGGAUGGCUCUGUUAUCAAUAAUGAUGGUAAUUCUUUGAAUGCGAAUCACUAUAACUCUUUUGGUGUUGACGUGGAUUAUCGAAAGAACCAAGCCAUGCUUGGAUUAAACGUUAACCAGGAUGUUAAAAGAGGAGUUGCUGAUGAUGCGCCUGUUAAAAGAGGAGUUGCUGACAAUGUUGCUACUGGAGGUAAUCCCUCUUUUACUACUGAAGUCAAAACCGGUGGCUUGGGCAAUAUAUUUUGGCAAUUGUUGAAUAUUGGAAAGGAUAUAACUAUUGAAAAAGUUGUUAUAUUGAAAGAUAUCCUUAUGUUGCUUGAGAAGAUUAAGGUUAUUCGCGAAGGGGAACUUGGCGAUAUUAUCGUUGCUGCUGCUGAUGUGGAUGAGGAUAAAGACCAGAUGUUUCAAGCACAAGCUAUUGCUAUCAAAAGAUCAGACGGUUUAGAAAUGUCACCCGAUGCUGUCCCUGAAAAUAAGUUUAUUGGAUUGGAAAAAUUGAAAAAGGACAAGAAGGGCAAGGGCAAAGGCAAAGGCAAAGGCAAAGGCAAAGGUUACAGAAAACAUGGUCAUGGUGGAAGAAAAGAACAUCAUCACCAUGAUGAUGAUAAGGACUGUGACUGCGUCGACUAUGAGUAUGAAGAUAUAAAUUGGAACCACGAAUGCCAAGAUGGAGACGAGGAUUGCCAUGACUGGGAUGAAGAUUGCGACGAAUGGGAAAGAGAAUACAGAAGAAAAUGGGAAUUGAAAAACGGUCGUGGUCUGGGAUCUAGAACACUGUAUGAAUAUGGUCGUCAUAAGCACGGAAAAGGAUUAAAGGAGAAGGAGCAUGGUACUAUUCAUCAUGAUGAUAAGAAAGGUGACGACAAGAAAGAUGACGACAAGAAAGAUGACGACAAGAAAGAUGAUGAUAAGAAAGAUGAUGAUAAGAAAGAUGAUCACCAUGAUGGCAAGAAAAAUGACGGCAAGAAAGGUGACGAUAAGAAAGAGGAUCACCAUGAUGGCAAGAAAAAUGACGGCAAGAAAGGUGACGAUAAGAAAGAUGAUCACCAUGAUGGUAAGAAAGAUGAUGAUCUUGAAUGUGAUUGCUGUAAUGAUGACCACCAUUACGGUAAAAAAUGGGGUAAAUCUCAUGGCUCCCAUCUCAAACGUGAAGAUGUUCAAAUGAUGAUUCGUGAUUUGUCCAAGCUUAAAAAAGGCUCUGGUGAUAAAAAAUCUCUGAGCAAAAAUGGGAAAACUUCUGGAAAAGGCAGUAAAUACUCCACACCAUCUAUUGAAGAUGAUUGUUCUGGUGAUGAUGAAGAAGAAGAAGAAGAAGAACAGGGCAAAGGUAUGAAAGGUGACAAAUUCGGCGGCAUGAAAUCAAAGUUGAAGGGACUUUUCAAUAAAGGUGGUAAAGGUGGUAAAGGUGGUAAAGGUGGCUCUGAUAAAGGCUCUUCAUCUAUCAAAUCCAAAUUUUCAAAAGGUAAAGAAGAAACUGAAGAUGAUGACUGUCCAGAUGAGAAAUCAAAAAAAGGUGGUAAACGUGAUUUGUCGAAAUUAAAAGGCUUAAUGAAUAAACAAGGUGGCAGCGGUAAAGGCGGUAAAGGUGGUAAAGGUGGUAAAGGUGGCGCCGAUAAAGGCUCUUCAUCUAUCAAAUCCAAAUUUUCAAAAGGUAAAGAAGAAACUGAAGAUGAUGACUGUCCAGAUGAGAAAUCAAAAAAAGGUGGUAAACGUGAUUUGUCGAAAUUAAAAGGCUUAAUGAAUAAACAAGGUGGCAGCGGUAAAGGCGGUAAAGGUGGUAAAGGUGGUAAAGGUGGCGCCGAUAAAGGCUCUUCAUCUAUCAAAUCCAAAUUUUCAAAAGGUAAAGAAGAAACUGAAGAUGAUGACUGUCCAGAUGAGAAAUCAAAAAAAGGUGGUAAACGUGAUUUGUCGAAAUUAAAAGGCUUAAUGAAUAAACAAGGUGGCAGCGGUAAAGGCGGUAAAGGUGGUAAAGGUGGUAAAGGUGGCGCCGAUAAAGGCUCUUCAUCUAUCAAAUCCAAAUUUUCAAAAGGUAAAGAAGAAACUGAAGAUGAUGACUGUCCAGAUGAGAAAUCAAAAAAAGGUGGUAAACGUGAUUUGUCGAAAUUAAAAGGCUUAAUGGAUAAACAAGGUGGUUUCAAGGGUGGUUCCAAGGGUGGUUCCAAGGAAGUUCCCAAGGAAGUUCCCAAGGGAGAAACGAAAAAAAAUAAGGAAGCUCCAGUAUAUGAUGAUGAUGAUGAUGAUGAUGAUGACUAUUGUUCAGAGGACGAACUGGUUGACAAAGAAAGUCCAAAAGAUAACGGAAAGUCAUCCAGUGGCUCCAAAUCUAAGCCUGAAAAAGGCAAGGAUCAAGCCUCAAAUCUGAAAGACUCACUGAAAGGUAAAGAAGAUUCUUAUAAUGGAGAUGACGAUGAGUCCUGCUCUGAAGAAGAAACAGAAGAAGAAAAACCUAAACCAUCAGAAAAGCCAUCUAAUGGACUGAAACUAGGUGGCAAAAGCGGCGUGUCAAAGUCGAGGAAAGAAACUUAUGUCAAACGCAAAGGAUCGAAAACGAAAGAUGUCGAAGAAAAUAAGCAGGAGGAAGAAAAACCAUCCAACAAUGGAGGAAAAUCCUCUGGCGGUAUGAAAGCCAAGUUAGGAGGUAUGUUCAGUAAAGGUGGCAUGGGUGGUAAAGGUGGCAUGGGUGGUAAAGGUGGUAUGGGUGGUAUGGGUGGUAUGGGUGAUAAACUUGGUUUGUCCAAAUUGAAAGGCUUAACAGGAGGCAAAUCGACUCAAAAAGAAGUUGUUGAAGAAAAGGAAGAGGAAGAAGAGGACUGUGCUCAACCAAGUGGAGGCAUGAGGUCCAAACUUGGCGGAAUGUUUGGUAAAGGCGGAAAAGGCUUACAAAAUGGUUCUGGAAAAGGUGGUGUUGGUGGUGGUGGUAAGACAGGCCUUUUAAGCAAAUUGAAAGGUUUGUUUAGUAAGGGAGGUAAAUCCAAUGGCAAACAACAAGAAAAACCCCAGGAGGAGAAGGAGGAGGAAGAAGAUGAUGAUGACUGUGAGGAAGAACAACCAGAGCAAGAAAAACCAUCCAACAAUGGAGGAAAAUCCUCUGGUGGUAUGAAAGCCAAGUUAGGAGGUAUGUUCAGUAAAGGUGGCAACGGUGGUAUGGGAAAAGGAAAACGUGAUUUAUCUAAAUUGAAAGGUUUGAUGGGCAACAAAGGAGGCUUCAAAAAAGGCUCUUCUUCAAAAGGGAAAGGGUCACAAGGCAAUAAUAACGAUGAUGUUGAUGAUGAUGAUGAAGAAUGUGAAGACGAGUACGAGGAAGAGCAGCCCAAAAGUAAAAAUGGAAAAUCAUCUGGUGACCUCAAAUCCAAGUUUGGAGGAAAACUAGGUAAAGGCAAUGCUGGUGACAACAAGCUUAAAAAGGGAAAGGGAAAUGGAAGCGGAAAAGGAAAAGGAAAUGGAAAAGGAAAUGGAAAACGUGAAGAAGAUGAAUCUCAAGUCAAAUUAGCUGGGUUAUUAAGCAAGCUCAAAGGCGAAGGCAAGUCUGAUUCCGAGGUCCCAGCUGAAAGCAAGGAGGAAGUUGAGACCCCAGCCGAAAACAUUGAAGACGAUAGUUCAGCAAAGAAGAGUGGUGGUACAGGCCAAAAAUUGAAGCAAAAGUUUGGAAAGGACAAUAUGAAAAGUAAAAUGUCAGGCAUGAAAAGUAAAAUGUCAGGUAUGAAGGGUUCAAUGUCAGGUAUGAGGGGUAAAAUGCCAAGUAUGAAGGAUCAAGGUUCAAAAUUGAAAGGAAAGCUUGGUGGUUCGAAAAAUGGAGGUGCAAAGGUUGUUACAACUACGGAAUAUGUUACAGUGACUGUUACAGAAGCUCCUGCUGCUCCGUCUACACCCCCACCUCCCGUUGAAAAGAAACCUGAAAAGAAACCCGAACCUGAACCUCAACCUGAACCUGAACCUCAACCUGAACCGGAACCUGAACCUGAACCUCAACCUGAACCGGAACCUGAACCGAAACCAGAACAAAGUUUCAAAGAGAAACUUAAAGAAAAGAUCAAAGCAGGAGAAAAAGCGAAAGGUAAACGUGAAGUAGAAGAGGAAGAAGAACAGUUUCAAGCACUCAAAGUUCUGAAACUCAAGCAGUUGCUUAGUAAGAAGAAAGGAUCCAAAGAAUCUAAAGAUGAAGAUGAAGAUGAAGAUGAUAAGAGUGAUUCAAAGUCAAAAUUUGGUGGAAAGUUUGGAGGUAAGAAAGGAAAAUCGGACAAGGAUAAAGACGAUGGCGAUGAUGGUAAAUUUGGCGGUAAACUUGGCGGAAUGUUUGGUGGUAAGAAAGGAAAGUCUAUGAAAGAUGGUAAAGACAAGGACGAGGAGUCUUCAUCUGGUAAGGGUGGAAAAGACUGGAAAUCCAAGUUUGGUGGAAUGUUUGGAGACAAAAAGGGCAAAACAAAAGACAAGCCUGAUGCCGAUGACGAAGAUUGCGAUGAUGAUGGUAAUAAUACAGGGAGGCCUAGCCAAGACAAAGUCAAUGACCUGAAAAAAGAUAGUAAGGAGUCUUUAAAAGACAAGGUGAAUAAAGGUGCCAAAGGGGUUAUUACCAAAAGAGACACGGCUGACGAUUUAUUGCUUAAGGUCUACACAUCGUUGAAAAAAUCCGGUUUGAUUUAUGACAUUUUUGAAUUGACAUUGGCUGAUAAUGAUUUGAGGAGUGAUUUUGCUUCUUUUGUAUUGCAGAUGAUUCCCAAGUUGAUUGCUUCUGGUGAGUUAACUGCGUCACAAAUUAAGGAAAAGUUGUCUGUUAAUGGCGGAAACGUAAAAGGUGACGCUGUCAAUGGAAUACAAGUCCCUGGAAACUCAAAACCCGUUAAAAAGGAUAAAGACUAUUUGAUUCCUGAGUUUAAGAACCGACCACCUGUUGGAAAUCCUCCAAUAAUACAACCCUUGGGACCAAAAAAUGCCAACGAUCUUAACAAAGGACAUCACGAGAUGAAUCAUGUACAAAGUGGAAAAACUCACCACGAGGAGCACCACUAUUCCAAAUUCCGUAAUGGUACAUUGGAUCACACUUCAGAGCAUCAUGUGGCAAAGAAUAAGGACUUUGAAAAGGAGCAUCAUGAGGAACACCAUAAUGGGGUUGUGCAUGAAAACAAUGACCACAAAAGCGAUUAUCAAGAUGUAGCAAAGGAUCAUUAUGAGAAGGUGAGAACUGGUGAUAAAAUCCAUGAGAAAGAUAGUCACGAGUUAGAAAAGGAACAGUACAAUGAAGACUCUCAUGAACACCAAACUCAAAAUGGAGAAAUUGAAGAGGAUCACCACGAGUAUGAGCACCGUGAAAUUCAAAAGGAGGAACAUGAACAGGAUUUCUACGAAAAGGACAAGUCCAAAGACAAAAAGAAGAAGAACAAAAAGGUUUACCAGAUUAAGAGAGAAGAGCAGGAACUUUAUGAGAAGGAAACUCACAAAAAGGAGAAGGGUUUACAUGAAUUAGAUCAACACGAAAAGGUUGAUGGUGGUGAACUGCAUCAUGAAUUUGACUUGCACGAAAAGGAUCAGCACGAGUUGGAAAAAGACCUGUAUCAAAAGAAGUUUCAUGAGAAGGAUGGUAAAUAUAAAUUGGAUCAUCAAGUAGAGAAUGAACACAAGAAGGGAAAGGACCUUCAUGAAAAGGAUCAACAUGAGUUGCAUGAUGAAGGAGACUUGCAUCAUGAUAAGACUAUUCAUGAGCUUGAUGAUAUUGAGUUUGAGAGUGAUAUCAAUAAAGACCAAGUAAAUGAGUUGGAUCACAAGGAAAAGAGACACGAAGUUGAACAUUAUGAAGAAGAUCUUCACAAAAACGUGACUGAGCAUCAUGAAAAGAACUUGCAUGAAAUACUGGACGAUGUAAGUAACAAGCAUGAGAAGGAGCAACACAAAUCAGAUGAUUAUUCUUUAGAAAAGGAUAAACAUCAGGUUGACCAUCGUGAACAGGAUCACAAUGGCUAUGAUUUCGAAAGUGAAUGGAAUGAGUUGGAUGAGUUUUCGAAAGAAAAAGAGCACCAUAAGGACUAUUUACACGACUUGGACCAUGAAGCUAAAAGGAGGAGACAUGAGUUGGAACACUAUGAAGAGGAAUUCCACAAGGAUGUAAAUGAACAUCAUGAGAAGAGUGAACACUCGGUUUCUGAUGAUGGAUGGCACUAUAAUGAGAAGGAGGGACACAAGGAAAACGAUCGUACUUUGAAUAAGGAUAGUCAUUUAGUUGACAAUCGCGAAGCCAACGUUGAUGAGAAUGGAGUUCAAUACGAAAAGGAUACCCAUGAGGUUAAUGAUUUUGCAAAGGAGAAGGAUUUCCACGAGGACUACUUCAAGGAGAUUGAUCACCCAUCAAAAAGACACGAAGUUGAGCAUUACGAAGAAGAUUCACACAAGGAUGUUACCAAGCAUCAUGAAUUGGAUUUACAUGAAAGCUUUGAUGAUGGAUCGAAUAAACAUUUGAAAGAGGCUCACAAGGAAGAUGAUUAUGGUUUGGCUAAAGAUGAACAUGAAGUUAGUCAUCAAGAACAAGAUAGUAGCAAUGGUGUUGAAUACUCGAAAGAAGUUUACGAAAAUGAUGAGUAUGCUAAGGAGAAGGAUCACCACAAGGAUUAUAUCCACGAGGUGGAUCAUAACUCCAAGCGUCAUGAAUUGGAACGUUAUGAGGAGGACUAUCAUAAAAAUGUAAAAGAACAUCAUGAAGUUAACCAUCAUGAGGAAACUGAGAGCGACGAGAAGUUUGACGAAAAGAAUCAUCACAAGGAGGAUGACUAUUCGUUAGAUAAAGAUGAGCAUGUUCUUGACCAACAAGAAGAGGAUCAUGAUGAUGAGAAUGGUGUUGAUUAUGAGAAGUCAUUACAUGAAUUUGACGAAGCCAAGAAGGAGAAGGAGAAGCACAAGCAAUACUAUCACGAAGCUAACCAUGAAAAAAACACCAAGAGACAUGAAGUUGACCGCUAUGAAGAGGACUCUCAUAAAAAGGUUGUUGAACAUCAUGAAAAAGAUCACCAUAAAGAGUCUGAUGACGGGUACCAGUACCACGAGGAGAAUGGCCAUAAAGAACAUGAUCUUGCUAUUGAAAAAGACAAGCACGCUUUGAAUCAUCAUGAGAAGACUUUGGAAGAUGAUUUGGAAAUUGAGAAGGAUAUUGACGAGCUUGAUGAAUGGGGCAAGGAAAAGGAACAUGUCAAGGACUAUUAUCACGAGGUUGAUCAUGAGUUGAAACGUCGUGACGUGGUCAAGGAACAUGAUAGUGAGAAGGUGGAGAAGGAGGUGCAUGAGAAGGAUCAACACCUUAAGGAAAAGGAGAAGGAACACUAUGAAAAAGAUCGUGUUUAUGGUGGUGAACGCCACUCGAAGGAGCACCAUGAAAAGGAGCACCAUGAGCGUGAAAAGUAUGAGGCUGCUCCAGGAAGAGAGCAACAUGAACACGAGGAACACGAUAGAGAAGAACACAAGAAGGAGAAUCAUGAGAAGGGACCUUCUGAACAUGAAGAGUAUGUAAAGGAAAAGGCUAAAGAUGCUGGAAAGAAGCAAGUUGAUGAAGUAACUCAUGUCAAUAAAGAGCAUGAUUUGAAUGGUGAGAAUAUUGGAUAUGUUUAUCAACCAGCACCUGAAAUCAUUGCCGGCGGAGGAGUUCCGGGUCAGGCACCAGGCCAAAUUAUUGAGCCUGUUGGAGGAGGAGCCUAA